Molecule: messenger RNA, 2283 nt
Organism: Calypte anna (Anna's hummingbird)
Lineage: Eukaryota; Metazoa; Chordata; Aves; Apodiformes; Trochilidae
Product: loricrin-like
Exons: 4
Coding region: 1-2283 (760 amino acids)
Source: RefSeq, a predicted model, not a curated record
AUGGACAAAUACCCAUCUGCAUUAUUGGAGGAGGAGGAGGAGGAGGAGGUGGAGGUGGUGGUGGCUCAAGUCACCAAAGUCAAGGCCCCACCUGCAUUGGAGGUGGUGGCAUGGGAGGAGGAGGUGGAGGUGGUUCAGGGCACCAAGGCCAAGGACCCAUCUGUAUUGGUGGUGGUGGUGGAGGUAGUGGUGGAGGAGGUGGAGGUUCAGGUCACCAAAGCCCCAUCUGCAUUAUUGGUGGUGGUGGUGGUGGUGGUGGAGGUGGUGGUGGGGGUGGUUCAGGCCACCAGGGCCAAGGCCCCAUUUGCAUCGGUGGUGGUGGUAGUGGUGGUGGAGGAGGAGGUGGAGGUUCAGGGCACCAAAGCCAUGGCGCCGUCUGCAUUAUUGGUGGAGGAAGCAGUGGUGGUGGAGGAGGAGGUGGGAGGAGGUGGAAGUUCAGGUCACCAAAGCCAUGGCGCCGUCUGCAUUAUUGGUGGAGGAAGCAGUGGUGGUGGAGGAGGAGCAUGGGAGGAGGAGGAGGAGGAGGUGGAGGAGGAGGUGGUGGUUCAGGCCACCAGGGUCAAGGCCCCAUCUGCAUUGGUGGAGGUAGUGGUGGUGGAGGAGGAGGAGGUGGCUCCAGCCACCAAGGGCAAGGUCCCAUCUGCAUUGGUGGAGGUGGUGGUGGAGGUGGUGGUGGUUCAGGUCACCAGGGUCAAGGAUCCAUCAUCAUCAUUGGAGGAGGUGGCUCCAGUGGAGGAGGAGGAGGCGGAGGUGGAGGUUCUUUGCUCCAAGAUGUGCUCCAGACAGAGCUCUGGAGGUUGCCAUGGAAUGUCCUCCCAGUCCAGUGGAUGCCACAGUGGGGGCUCCUCCUGCCACGGGGGCAGCUCCUCCAGCCACCAGACACAGGGCUCCUCCUGCUGUGGGGGUUCAGGCUCAGGAAGCUCCAGUGGAGGCUCUGGCAAGAUCAUCAUCAGCUCUGGAGGUGGAGGAGGUGGAUCCUGCUGCAGUGGGGGCUCCUCAGGCUGGGGCAUGGGAGGAGGAUCCGGUGGUGGAAUGGGAGGAGGAUCAAAGAGCAUAAUGGGAGGUGGAGGUGGAGGAGGUGGUGGAGGAUCCUCUGGAUGUUGUGGUGGAGGAUCCAGUGGUGGAAUGGGAGGAGGAUCAAAGAGCAUAAUGGGAGGUGGAGGUGGAGGAGGUGGUGGAGGCUCCUCAGGCUGGGGCAUGGGAGGAGGAUCCAGUGGUGGAUCUUCUGGAACCAAGAUCAUCAUGGGAGGUGGAGGAGGUGGUGGAGGAUCCUCUGGAUGUUGUGGUGGAGGAUCUGGUGGUGGCAUGGGAGGAGGAUCAAAGAGCAUAAUGGGAGGUGGAGGUGGUGGUGGUGGAGGUUCCUCAGGCUGGGGCAUGGGGGGAGGAUCCAGUGGUGGAUCUUCUGGAACCAAGAUCAUCAUUGGAGGUGGAGGAGGUGGUGGAGGAUCCUCUGGAUGCUGUGGUGGAGGAUCUGGUGGUGGCAUGGGAGGAGGAUCAAAGAGCAUAAUGGGAGGUGGAGGUGGUGGUGGUGGAGGUUCCUCAGGCUGGGGCAUGGGGGGAGGAUCCAGUGGUGGAUCUUCUGGAACCAAGAUCAUCAUUGGAGGUGGAGGAGGUGGUGGAGGAUCCUCUGGAUGCUGUGGUGGAGGAUCUGGUGGUGGCAUGGGAGGAGGAUCAAAGAGCAUAAUGGGAGGUGGAGGUGGAGGAGGUGGAGGUUCCUCAGGCUGGGGCAUGGGAGGAGGAUCCAGUGGUGGAUCUUCUGGAACCAAGAUCAUCAUUGGAGGUGGAGGAGGUGGUGGAGGAUCCUCUGGAUGCUGUGGUGGAGGAUCUGGUGGUGGCAUGGGAGGAGGAUCAAAGAGCAUAUUGGGAGGUGGAGGUGGAGGUGGAGGAGGUGGUGGAGGCUCCUCAGGCUGGGGCAUGGGAGGAGGAUCCAGUGGUGGGUCUUCUGGAACCAAGAUCAUCAUGGGAGGUGGAGGAGGUGGUGGAGGAUCCUCUGGAUGCUGUUGUGGAGGAUCCAGUGGUGGCAUGGGAGGAGGAUCCGGUGGUGGCUCUUCAGGAAGCAAGAUCAUCAUGGGAGGUGGAGGAGGUGGUGGAGGAUCCUCUGGAUGCUGUGGUGGAGGAUCCGGUGGUGGCAGUUCUUCAGGCCACACCAUCAUCAUCAGCUCUGGAGGGGGCAGUGGAGGGUCCCACCAGUCCAUGCAGCACAAAUGCCCCAUUACCAUUCCCCACAUCGAGUCCCAUCAGAUCAAGCAGCCCUGCCACUGGCCCCAGAGCCACCAGAAGUGA